This is a messenger RNA of Eimeria maxima, 786 nucleotides long. Its product is annotated as 26S proteasome regulatory subunit, putative. Lineage: Eukaryota; Apicomplexa; Conoidasida; Eucoccidiorida; Eimeriidae. Bases 1 to 786 code for a protein of 261 amino acids. Gene Ontology annotation, biological process: proteasome-mediated ubiquitin-dependent protein catabolic process. Gene Ontology annotation, molecular function: protein binding; metallopeptidase activity. Gene Ontology annotation, cellular component: proteasome complex. The record is from RefSeq and is a predicted model, not a curated record. The transcript is spliced from 9 exons.
AUGUUGGGAAGCGAGGCUAUGGACUGUCUGUCCAGCUAUUCCGCUGUCGCGGGGCUGUUGACAAAGAAAGUGGUGGUUGUUCAUCCAAUUGUGCUGCUGUCGGUUGUUGAUCAUUAUAACCGUGUAGCUAAGGGAGAUGAAUGGCAUGCAACAAACUCAUUUGCUCUUCCCUUUGAGGAAGAUAAUAAGGACCCUAAUGUAUGGUUCUUAGAUCAAGAUUAUCUACAACAAUUAUUUAUUAUGUUCAAAAAAGAUAUGGUGGUACCAGCAAAGGCAUAUUGUGCAAUAGAAGAACCAACAACAUCUAAGGCAUUUAGGAAAUCUUUUGUAUAUGUUGCAUGCACUAUUGGUGCGUAUGAGGCAGAGGAGGUUGGUGUAGAGCAUCUUCUUAGAGACACAAAAAAUGCAACAACUUCAACACUCGCAACAAAAGUAGGGGACCAAUUAGAGACACUAAAGAUGUUAGCUCGUCGUCUUCGUCUUAUUGCUGAUUAUCUCUUAGAUGUUGCAGAAGGAAAUCUAAGAGGAAAUGCUACUAUUAUCUAUCAUGUACAGGAAAUAUUUAACUUACUGCCUGAUACAAGUCGGCCUGAGCUACAAAAAGCGUUUGCUACACAAACUAAUGAUAGCAUGAUGACUCUUUAUCUUGCAACUGUAGUUCGUUCGGUGUUGGCUUUGCAUAAUUUAAUUGACAAUAAAAUUCAAAACAAGAGAGAUGCAGAGCAAAAGGAAAAGGAGGCAACAAAGGCAGAAGAAGAAAAGCAGAAAAAGGCAGUGGAGGCAUAA